AUGGUUGAUAAUGUAAUAUAGGUUACACAUUGGCCCUGCACUCCACAACACUCUUCAGUUGGAUAACAUUGUUCAUAGAAUGAUCCUGUAUGUCAUGUUGUGUUCUUAACCUUAACAAGUUACACACAUCAGAUUAUGCAGGGAUAUCUUAUUUAUUCCUUUUUUAAAGUGAUCGCUGGAAUGGAAGGAAUAUGACCUCUGAUGAAGGCCAUUGAUGAAGGCUGAGGAGUUCAAGUUGUUAAUAGUUGUUUAAAUAAUGAUGAGCGAGCAUUGCGGCUUUUCCUGUUCAAGGUAUUUUACUUCUAAAGGAGUUGUUGUUCUGUGUCUGUCCUACAGGGACCCCACGGUUCUUCUGGUUCCACUGGUAAGGAUGGCAUGAACGGUCUGCCUGGACCCAUCGGACCCCCCGGACCCCGUGGUCGCAACGGAGAGAUGGGACCUGCUGUAAGUCUCAAACUGACCUCCACAUUUACUGUGCACACACACAUAUCCUCACACACAUAGCACAAGCCUUUGAUGCCAGAUUUGACUCCUUUCUGUCUUCUUCUUUCCUACCCAGGGUGCUCCUGGUUCUCCUGGUCUGCCCGGACCCCCAGGUCCCGCUGGUGGCGGCUUCCAUGUCGCACCAAUCUACAACCAGGAGAAGGGACCUGACCCCAUGCGUGGAGGAGGAGGAUACCACUACCGUGCUGAUGAGCCUGACAUGAUGAACGACCGUGACAUGGAGGUGGACACCACCCUGAAGAGCCUCAGCCAGAAGGUUGAGAACAUCCGCAGCCCUGAGGGAACCCAGCAGAACCCCGCCCGCAUGUGCCGUGACAUCAGGAUGUGCCACCCCGAGUGGAAGAGCGGUAAGUUCCAGGCUCAGUCCAGCCCAUGCCCCAGACAGACACUGGUUAUAUAUAUAGGCAUGCUGUGAUCAGGGAUUGUUUGGUUGGUUGAUUGAUUGAUUGAUUGGUUGAUUGGUUGGUUGGUUGAAUGAUUUAAUGAUUUAAUGUAUUCAAUAUUUAAAAAGGAAACAGCCAAAGACAUCAAGGAGCUAGGAGCCUACAUGAAAAACUCUAUCAAUAUAAUAAUGUCUACUUUAUUUGACUUCUAUUGUCACCUUAAGCACCUUGAUGGCUUAUAUUCUGUUCUCUCUUAAACCCACAGGCCAGUACUGGGUGGACCCCAACCAGGGCUCUCCUCUGGAUGCUGUCCAGGUCUUCUGCAACAUGGAGAAUGGAGAGACCUGCGUCUACCCAUCCCAGGACACCGUCCCCAUGAAGAACUGGUAUACCAGCAAGAACAUCAGGGAGAAGAAGCACAUCUGGUUCUCAGAGUCUAUGGAUAAUGGCUUCCAGGUAAGGACCAUUCAGCGUAACCAGGUGACAAGGACUCCAAUCAGAGCUUGAGUAGAAACGACUCAGACUUACACUCAAACUUGGAUUGCUAGGGACAUGGAACUUGGACUCAAGGUUUCGUGACCUGCCUUCACUAAAAAACUGCCUUCAUGAUACUAACCCCUCCCUCCCUCCCACCCCCUUCCUCUCCUCUCCAGUUCCACUAUGGUAGCGAGGGCUCCAACCCAGAGGACGUCAACAUCCAGCUGACCUUCAUGCGCCUGAUGUCCAACGAGGCGUCCCAGAAUGUCACGUACCACUGCAAGAACAGCAUCGCCUACAUGGACGAGGCCACGGGCAACCUGAAGAAGGCCCUGCUGCUCCAGGGAGCCAACGAGAUCGAGAUCAGAGCCGAGGGCAACAGCCGCUUCACAUACACCGUCAGCGAGGACGGCUGCACGGUGAGACACCUACUACUACUGUCCACUUUUACUGUCCUCUAUGCCCUUCUCUUAUCAUUCCACUCCCUUCUGCUGUCUGUUAUUAUAUUCUCUCUUCUACUCUCGUCUUUUACUGUCUUCUAAUAUCUUCUACCUCUCUUCUACUCUCCUCUAUUCUCUUCUUCUACUCUCCUCUAUUCUCUUCUUCUACUCUCCUCUGUUCUCUUCUUCUACUCCCUUGUCACUUUUAUAUAUCUCUCUCUUUUUUGUUUUGAAUUUAAGAUAGUGUGAAAUCCAUGUUAUGGAACUAAAGAUGGAUCAAGUGACUACAUAAAAUAGAGGUUAUAUAGAGGUUAGUGUGUCAUCAAUCAUCUUUACUAGGACUGGUUUCUGAUUCUGACCUAUGCGCUCUCUCUCUCUCUCUCUCUCUCUCUCUCUCUCUCUCUCUCUCUCUCUCUCUCUCUCUCUCUCUCUCUCUCUCUCUCUCUCUCGCUCUCUCUUUCUCUCUCUCCACAGUCACAUACUGGCACAUGGGGCAAGACAGUCAUCGACUACAAGACAUCAAAAACAUCUCGCCUGCCCAUCAUUGACAUCGCUCCUAUGGACGUUGGUGCACCUGAUCAGGAGUUUGGCGUCGAAGUUGGCCCCGUCUGCUUCGUAUAA
Molecule: messenger RNA, 2425 nt
Organism: Coregonus sp. 'balchen'
Lineage: Eukaryota; Metazoa; Chordata; Actinopteri; Salmoniformes; Salmonidae
Source: the annotation of a GenBank genome assembly